CGCUUCAUAUACAUUGUGUAACUAUUUGAAAAGUGUUCAAGGUCAUCCACACGUAUACGGCUGACGCGGCGAUGAUUUGGUUUUUGAUUACUUUUCUUACCUUGACUUUCAAGUUGGCUGCCUCUUGCGAUGAAUUUGAUGUUAGAGCAGUCUCGUACUCAGCAAGUGAAGCAGUGUUGUCCACUGAAACCGUUAUUUUGGUUGAAGGUGAAGCUAAAUGUAAAGGGAAGGGAUCUCCAGACCUUUUCGCUGAACUAAAUGGAGUUUUCCAACCAGUUAGUCGUCAUAUUGAAACAGAUAAUUUCCAAGUGACAUUUGUUUUCAACCAUAAAAGUAUCCCGAAAGGAGAUUACAUAGUCCGUUUUUAUAAUGAUAAAGGCGUGACAGCCUUCUUGCGUUCAAUGAAGGGUGGUGUAACUCCUGACGUACAACCAGUCUUCACAGUUAACGUACGACAUAAAGGUAUAUCUUACAAGCCAGUUGUGUACCUCGAAACGGUAGCGUUGUUGACAAUCCUCUUGAUAGCACUUGGAGCUAUUAUCACUAAAAACAAGUCAUUCUAAAUUUAUUUUUAGUUGUGUUGUUAUUUUUAUUGUACAUGUAUAAGGCUGUAAAUUAUUUGUACUUUUUCUUACUUAUUUUGGAAACCGCUUAUAUUUAAUAAAAUAAAAAUCAAGCGGACUUCAAUCUCUA
Trichobilharzia szidati is the source of this 693-nucleotide messenger RNA. Lineage: Eukaryota; Metazoa; Platyhelminthes; Trematoda; Strigeidida; Schistosomatidae. The record is from the annotation of a GenBank genome assembly.